Messenger RNA from Caenorhabditis elegans, 4869 nucleotides. It is a transcript of the gene pqn-80, whose product is annotated as Hpc2-related domain-containing protein. The record is from RefSeq and is marked reviewed. Bases 1 to 4341 code for a protein of 1446 amino acids. NCBI's taxonomy places the organism in Eukaryota, Metazoa, Nematoda, Chromadorea, Rhabditida, Rhabditidae. The transcript is spliced from 22 exons.
AUGGACUCAUUGGGUAGCUCAAAGAAGAAGAAAAAAGCCGAAAAGAGCGCGAAAAACGAGGUUAUUCAAAUUCGCAUCAGUGUCGCGAAGCCGGGCAGCAAGAAAUACACUCAUGUCGAUUGGGAGGAACUGCUGAAGAAUAAUGGAAAAGAGCGGGACGAAGAUGAUCUCCGCAGAUUUUACGAUGAAGACACACUUUUUAUGGCAAAAAAGCUCGGGGAGACGAGAAGCAAAAGUGGAAAGAAACUUCGCGUUAAUUUGGACCAGCUGCAACAUUUCAACCGAAAGUGUGGAUAUGAUAUGGAUGAUGACUUUAUUGAUGACACAGAAAUAGUUGACGACGAGCCUACAACAUCGAAAAAGGGUGGAUUUUAUGUGGGAAAGGGUGAUGUGAAGGAUUCAAACGACGAGGAUGAGGAAGAAGAAGAAGAAACCGAUGUGGAAGAAUCGAUUCAGGAAGUUCCGAAGAAGGUGAAAAUCAGGAAAAUCAAAGAGAAAUCUGGCGAAAAAUCCAGUAAAUCCAGUGAUUCUUCAUCAUCCUCCUCGUCCGAUUCGGAGGAUGCUGCUGGGCCUCCGAGAAUGACAGGAGCUCCACCGUCAAUUCGAAUGGUUUCUUCUUCUUCUUCUUUGAAGAAGCUUCCGGCCCCUCGAAAACCAUCCCCGCCGCCGGCUGUAGAGCCCACAAGAUCUGUGGAAAUUAUUGAGAAGCCUGAAAAGACUGAAAAGCCCGCCGAAAAGCGAAAAACCGCGGCCACCACAUCCGCACUGGAGCCUGCUGAAAAGAAGAAAAAGCCGGAUAGUAGUAGUAGUUCGGAGGAGAUAAUUCUUAUUGAUGAUAAUGCUCCGGCUGCAAAGAAGCAGCCGGAAAGUGCUCAAAAAGGGUCCACCACAGUCACCAUGUCAGCCAAGAAAAUCUGCAAACAACAGGAAGAAAUCGCUAAGCAGAAGCCGUCAUCAUCAUCUGUAACUCCAUCAAAACCAGCUGCUCCAACAGCUUCAACACCGAAAAAAGAGGAAAUCGGGACUCUUGAGACGUUCCUGAAGAAUAUAUUUGCAAAUUUAGAUGCAAAAGGGAAACUUUAUCAGGAGAAAAAGUUGAAAACUUUCGAUACGGAGACUUUAAAGGAGAUAACAACGUUUAUAGAUGUAAUGAAGCAUCAUAAAACUGAAAAAGUUAAUAUGGAACCGUUGAUUUAUUCGUUGGCGAAAUCAUUUGGAAUGACUACGCAAGAAGUUAUGAAACAGGUCGAACAAGAAAUUUCGUCGAAAAAGGCAACAACUCCAAAACCUUCAACAAAUGCAGUUUUAUCGACAAUUUCAUCUCAAAAAUCAUUGGAAAAAAAUGCAGCCGAUUGGAAAUUAACACAAACGGAUUUACCCACAAUGGGAGAAAAAGAUAUACAAAUGUUGACGACAAUUGUUCGAUCAUGGAAAAGUAAAAAAGAAAUAUCGAAUUCAAUGGUGACUGGAUGGCUGAAAGAUGUGAAUCAAUUGAAAAUGAACGCAGAUCAAGCGAGGAAAAAAUUCUUCGACAUCAUAAAUACUUUGCCGGAUUCGUCUGAAAAAAAUGGUGGUGGUGGACAGCAAGAUGCCAACGAUAUUCCAAAACACGAACGAUCACGUAAAGCUCGAAUGUUUCUCCACCAAUGGGUCUAUUUAUCUCGUAAAUUUUUGGAGCUUCAACUUCCAAAAUUGAAACAUCAUUCUCCACCUGUCGAAGGUCUCGCAAAGAAGCAAGUUAUCGCUGCAAAUGCAAUAAAAGAAGGUGUUAGGAAGCAAAUUUCACUUUUUGAAAAUAAGAAAGAUCGUCUGCCCGGUGAUCCUGUCUACGUAUUCCAGUUUACGGAGCCUGUUUUAACCGCAGUCGCCCCAUACUUGGAAGAUCUCGUCGAUUAUGCGCUCGCGGCGAAAAAAAUCGAGUUAAUUGUAUCCGGAAUCGACGCUCUACACCAAUCAACUGACGGAAAAAUUACCAUAAUUCAAUUUUAUAUUGAAAUCUGCCGAAGACUUCAGAAAUUAUCAUUUCUCGCCGUUGAAGAACCAAUGAAAAGUCGUCUGAAAGAAGCAAAUGAACAAAUUAUGAAGCAUCAAGUUGUUCAAAUUCCAAAAUAUCAAUUGAAAUGGCCUGAUGGACAGGCGGAGCCAUCUCUGAAAGGGCUUAAUCGAGAGCUUUAUGAAUUCGACAAAUCAAUUCUCUCCAUGGUGGCGGCUAAACCAUCAGCUCCUGCAACUCCAAAAGCUUCAUCAUCUACAGCCCUCCGCCCUUCUACGUCAUCAACUCCAUCUCAGCAGCAAUCCACGUCAACUGCAAAAGCUAUGACGUCAUCAUCAACAUCAGCAGAAGAUGCGAAGCGCUUACUCGCAAUGAAUCAACUUGUUCAGGUUUACGCGGGAAAAUAUCUGCUCCCGACCGGCAAUUCAACGGCAGACAUUUGUGAUCCAACAAUUUGUCUAAUGAAUGAUGAUAUUCUACUGAUUAUGGUAACAGCUGUCUAUUCGUGUGGUAUACCAUUGGUUAAUCAAAUGAAUAUGCUUAAAAAUGUCCUAUGCCAAGUUGGUCAAACCCGAAUGGCUCAGACAUUGGCAACACAAAAAACUCAAAAUAAGCAGUGCCUGACCCAAAAUGACUAUCAACUACUUUUUGAUUAUUUUGGAAAGUUUGAAAAAGCAUUAGAACAACGAAAAGCAAAAAAAGAAGAAGCUGAAAGAUUGAAGAAAUUGGAGGAAAAAUUGAAAAAAGAGAAGGAGAAACAAGCAGAGAAAGAUAGAAUUGAGGCGAAGAAAUUCGAAGAGCGGAUGAAAAAAGAGCAAGAAAAACAGGAAGAAAAAGAGAGAAAAGAACGGGAAAAACGAGAGGAAAAGGAAAGGAAAGAGAGAGAAAUUCGAGAAAUUAUGGAGAGGAAAAAGAGAGAAGAAGACGAUCGAAUUGCUGCGAAAUUACAAAUUGCUCAACAAUUAGAGAAUGACAGGAAAAUGAGAGAAGCUGAAGAAAGUGCACGGAAGGAGACGGAACGGAGGGCUAAAAUGGAAACUGAAGCAGCAAAUGCACUACAAGGACUCGAAGAGGACCUUCUCAUGGAUGAUAUCGAUUUUAUGACUCAACAACAAACAAAAGUCGAUGAGGAACGAAAAGUGGCGGAAGCUCGGCGAGCAGUUGAACGUGAGAAUCAGAUCAAAAUGAUGAGGGCUCAACAGCUGCAAAGACGGCAGGAAGAGGCUCCGCCCCCUCAACAAGCUCCAGCUCCACAUACACAAAAGAUUCAAGUGAAAAAUGAGCCAGUAGAUCAUUCAUUCGAUAUUCUAAAAGAAGCAGAAAAAGAUGCACACAUAAUUCCAACAAAAUCAAUAAAAGCCGAGCCGCUGGACGUUCAAAAACCGCUUAGCGCAUUUGAAAAGCUUGCAUCACUUCGUGGUAGGACCCAAUCUGCUGAUAUGAGAAGAGGCGGGGACUCUACGGAAAUGCCGAAUGUGACACAACAAUAUCAAGCGGAGCAAAAUCAUCUAGCACAAAGUUCGAAUAAUUCUCAGUACAAUGCACCAAGUACAAGUUCCCAGCCACAACAUUUCCCAACAGAGCCUUCAAUACGCCAACCACCUCCCCAACAGAGUUACAAUUCCAACCAAAUGCUCCAAAAUCCACGACAGCAACCCCAAAACCAAAUUGUGCAAAAUUUCCAAAGUGCUCCGCAACGACAUCCCCAUCAAAAUCCGCAAAUUGCCACGUCAUCUUCAUCUGGAGGAGUCAAUCAGUUUUAUAAUAAUGGUGGAGCUGCACCGCCAGUUGUCGAACAACAAGCCGCUAAUAGAAGAUCAUCAUUCACAAUGUCUCAUUCAGUUCAACAACACCAAUCUCCUCUCCAACAACAAUUUCCAAUCAAUUCAUAUCAAUCACCGAGUCAUCAUAAUAAUAGUAGCUCAAUGAGCAAUUCCUCAUUAAUGCAAACACCACACAGUAAUAGUUCAAUGAUUGCACGGAGUCCACAAUUUCCAUCUCAUACGUCCCCAAUGUCCCAACGAUUCCAUACCCCACCAUCAGUUGGGCAUCAAAUGGUGCAGAGCCCAUUGUCUCAACCGAAUCCUUCGCCUCUUCAACAUUUCAACUUUUCGCCACAUUCCUCCAGUUUUUCAUCACAAAGACCUCAAAUGCCGCCACAACGUCAAAUGAGCCAACAAAAUCUCAUGCAUCAACAGCAACAACCACAAAAUCAUACUCAACAUCAGUACCAACAUCAGACAUUCAGUUCUCAGCAACAACAGCUUCAACAACAUCAACACCAAAUCCGGCACCAAAUGAAUACCAACUACCCACCGCCACCAGGCUACAAUCAUCAUGGCCAUUAACUCUUCCAGGAGAAGUAAAACAUUUUAAAUCUCGUGUAAACAAUUGUAAACGCCAAAAGUAAAAUCCGUCAAACGGUUAAUAAUAUUAUUCUAUUACGAGAACACUAAACUCUAAGAAUGCGUAUUACACAACAUAUUUGACGCGCAAAAAAUAACUAUAUCUCGUAGCGAAAACUACAGUAAUUCUUUGAAUGAUUACUGUAGCGCAAUUUAGAAAAUUUAGAAAAUCGAAAAAUUCAAAAGUUUUCUGAAUUAAGAUUUAGUUAAGUAAAUUUAAAAUGUUUCAAUUUUUAAUAUUCUAUCGAUAAAUAAAUUAUUUUAUUCUAUUCGAGCCCGUAAAUCGACGCUACCGUAGUUUUCGCUACGAGAUAUUUUGCGCGUCAAAUAUGUUGCACAAUACGCAUUCUCAGAAUUUAUGUCUUCCCGUAGUAAACCUCCAUGUUAAUUAUUUCCCAAUUUAUUUAUUUUAUGUGUUUCAUGGCAUUAAUUUUAUAUGUUAUCAAUUUUAAAUAAAUAUCUCGAAAACUU